Diabrotica balteata is the source of this 2595-nucleotide messenger RNA. The record is from the annotation of a GenBank genome assembly. NCBI's taxonomy places the organism in Eukaryota, Metazoa, Arthropoda, Insecta, Coleoptera, Chrysomelidae.
CACAAAUUGUCAAUAUCAUAUUUGAUUUAAUCAUAUGUAAGAAUUUUUUAAACACUAUUGAAGAUGAAUUUUUGAUAAGAGAUGUAAAUAAAAAUCGUAAGCAUAAAAUCAAAUAUGCUCACAGCUUAUCUUUAUCUCCAUUACUAUUACUGUUAUCAAAAUAAUUUUAUUAGGAGCAAUUAACAGUGAAAUCCAAAAUAUUGAUUGCUAGUAUCGGGAUAACAAAUCUUUAAAAUAUUUUAAAUAUAGUGCCAUGGGAGCUAAUAGUAGUAAAAAGUUAGCAGCAAAAUGUCCCUUCUUAUCCAAAGAUGAGCAACUGAUUGUUAGUAAUUCUUUCAAACUUGCCAGUAAAAAUUCAGAAAAAAUCAAAGAGGAAGAGCUGACUAAAAUAUGGGGCUCACAAGUAGAUCCAAGACUGCUGCAAUAUCUAAACAAUUAUUUAUUCGGUUUAGGAGAUCUAAGACAGACUACAGUUGAACUGGAAAAGUUUGCUGAAUUAUUUGUAUUUUGUACAAGAGGAACCGUUGAUGAAAAAGUAAAAGUACUUUUAACUUCACUCGGAAAUAAUGAUAGUGAGAGUAGUGACAUACCUUAUAUGUUGGUAAAAGAGUAUGUCGAAAGUAUAGUUGCCUCUUAUAUGAAGAUUCAAAAGCUAAGUAACAAUAAACAGUACAAAACAUGGUUUUCAAAGGGUUGUUUUACAUUACCUCAAAAUAUUCAACGGUUAGCCGAAAGUUUAACACAUGAAUUAGCAACUGGAGAAAUUAUCACCAGACGAACUUUAGAAACGUGGCUACAAGGCGCCACUCUGUUAGGACAACUUCUACUAUAUGUGUCAAUGUAUUUGUUUAGUAUUACUCAUAAGGAAAAGGGAGGAGUAGCUACUGAAAAAACAGAAAUGAGCGAAGUUGCAGUUGGAAGUAUCUUGUACAUAUGCAAUAUGUGCGAUCAUAACUGUGGGGAUCCACAGUUGAUGAUCCAUCACAUGAACUUGAACCAUUCAUUUUCAAAUGAAAGUGACGCCCUUAAAGCAGUUACUGCAUAUACAGUCAAAGAGGUAUCGGAAGCCAAUACUGCACCUUCCUCAUCUGCUUCUGCGACACAAUUAGAUAAUAUAGAUAAAAAAGUGUGGACUAGGGAAGCAACUCUUAUAUUUAUUCAGUUGGUUGAGGAAAAUGACGAAAAUUUCCAAAAAUCAAUUAAAAAGCAUAUUUGGGCAAAGAUAGCCAGUUCUUUGAACAAGCAAAUGAACGUGGGUGUAACAUGGCAACAAUGCGACACCAAAUGGAAGUCUUUAAAAAAAACGUAUAAGGAUAUUAAAGAUUACAACGCAACAUCGGGGAAAAAUAGAAGAAAAUGGGAGUUUUAUAAUGAAAUGAACAACAUUUUAUUCAAUAAACCGGAAAUUUGUGCACCAGCUACAUGCAGUAGUAAUGCUGGCCUUGUGAUUAAUGAAGACAAGGAAAACCAGAAAUCUCCUCCAUCCAGUAAGGAAAAACGUGAAAGCACUCCAUCAACAUCAGGGAGUGAAACCUUUGAGUCCUCUUUUUCAAAAAAAAGGAAACUAGCAGACAAUGCAGUAGAACGUCGCCAUAAGGAAAAAAUUCAAAGGCAGGAUAGAUUUCUCAAUUGUUUCGAGGAUUUUGCAAUGGGCGGUCAACAUGGAUAUUGGGGUCUUUGGAUCGACAGCGAAUAUGGUAGUGGUCAAAGUAGUCCCACGUGUACAACAUACAGAAGCUACAAUCAACUCUCCCAUGCCAAAGAAUUUACCUUUCGACAUAUGGAAGUCUGGGGAAUCGGACAACCGCCUCCAACGCCUCAAGAAAAAGGGGAGCGAAUCACAGGGGCCGGAAUGAGCGUUCUUGAUGGAAAUUUGGAGAGCAAAGCCAUGUUGAAAAUGGCCGGUAAAACACUGCACAGUGAAGGAAUAGUAGAACCUCAGCCAGAAUAGUCAAAGCGAAACUUGCCUUUUCACACGUCUUAACCACAAAGAGUGAUAACUUAUUUUAAACUAACUGAAAUUAUACGGGAAAUCUCUAUUUUAAAAAUAUCAAUUUAAGUACACAGAUUUUUGUGAUAGUUAUAUUCAUAAUAUAAACUUAGGAAUUCGGUAUACACUUUAACACGGACGAAAAAUACAUAAAUGUUUUAUGACCGUAUUCACCAACUACAAAUACCAUAGGGAAUAACGAAAUAUUUCCUCCUGAUUAUCUGUCCGAGAGUAGACUGUUUACGGUCUUAGCUCAUUCCCGUAUGAAUCAAUAAGUGAGCGCAAGAGCCUAUUUCGUACCAUACUUUACACAUCCUCUCGCCGACUCGAUUAAAUCGUUCGCAAAUUCCAAUUCGAAGUUUCAAGUUUCGAAAAAUUUUUGGUUGUAUCGAGUCUGCCAGCCCCCUGUGUCAUCGAGACGAUUUGUUGAAAAUUUUAAGGAUAUAUUUUAACAAUUUGACAACUUUUAGAGUAUUAAUUAGUUGCAUUUAUAUUUUCUAUCUUACAUUUUGUCCAUCACUAGAUAAGCAACGUUUGUAUCACUAUACGUAUAGGGAAUUCAAUGUGUUAGAGAGAGAAGUACCUUUUAGGUCUGUAAGAAUGAG